UGGGAAAUAUCCCAGAUGACAGGUCUACAUGCAGGCAAGACCAUCUAAUGGUUUAUAGAUAGUCUAAAGAUAGAAGUAUGUAGUGUUAUUUAUAAAUGUGUCUGGCGUACUGAGAACAACAGGAUGUUAUUCUGACUGGGAAGUCUAUACAUGUGGAUUUAAUGGCAUGGAAAACAAAUGUGGAUAUUGCAACAAGAAAACUCUAAGUCUCCGGCGGUGUUCGGCAUGUCAGGACGUGUACUACUGCUCCACCGUAUGUCAGCGUGAAGAUUGGAGAGGUCAGCACAAGGUCAAGUGUAAAGAGAUUCAAAAAUGGAAUGAAACCGAAAGCGCAAAACAAACUCCUGACGACAUCCCAUUUGCUCCAACAAAUGAAAAUGGAACCGGAACUGUUUUAUACCCAUCCGAACCAGCACAUGGGAUUCCGCAUGAACAGUUUAUGGACUUUAUGAGACAGGAUAAAGAUACUUUCCAUUUUUUGCAUGAUAGAGUAACCGGCCGUUUUCAUACUUUUAAGGCCGAUACCAGAGAACACAGAAAUGAGGACGACAAAGAUGGUACUCGAUACAAAACAUGUUCCGUAUGUGGUAAAACGAACGCUUCCGUAAAAACCUGUGGUCGGUGCAAGAAGGUAGAUUAUUGUUCCAAAGAGUGUCAAAAGAAAGAUAGAAAAUCACACAAACUUCAAUGUAAAGAAACGAAAGAGGAGGUCUUUGAUACUAUAACAACAGAUGGUUAUCGCCGAGAAGCGAACGCAUUCGCAUCAGCGAAGUCAACGAGCACACACGAUGACGCUUCUCAUUUCUUCCAUCCUAUGCCAGGAGCACCAGACCUAUCACGACGGUCCUUCGCUACACCAGGUGCGCUUCACAAAGCCAAGAGUCUGGCCUGGAAGGCCUUUCCUGGCUGUACUAUCUUGGACUUUGUCCGGGAGAUCCCACCCGAGCUGUUCGGGAUGAGGCCACGUGGUACCUCCAGAGUUGCUGUUGGGUUUAUAUCGCGGUUUCAUCAAUAUAUGAUGCGACACUGCAUUUUCCUACAGGACAAAGAUGGCGAUGAGGUAUAUGUAGGGUUUUACCUGGAGCGUGACGAUCCUCGACCCUACUUCUGGUGGGAAUGACGUAGUUCCGGGAAGAUACAUAUGUAUAGAAGAUCCUUACAUCCACCCGUUCAUAGACGGCUCUGUUGGAAUCCGAGUAGACGACCCUGCCGCCGUUCGGGUGUUCUCGGUUUAAUUAUGUUAUUUUGAGCUAAUCAUUGUUGUACGUCUUGUAAUACCUAUAGGCAUUAUUACAGUGAUUCUACUACCGUAUAACUGUUUAAUCAAUCUUAAAUGUGUAUUGUUUAUCUCUGUCCCUGGAAUUGUUACUUUAGCUUCCAUGCUAAAUGAAAUAAAGAUAAAUAAUGUUUAAUCUU
Pecten maximus is the source of this 1416-nucleotide messenger RNA. RefSeq lists its product as uncharacterized. Gene Ontology annotation, biological process: regulation of transcription by RNA polymerase II. The record is from RefSeq and is a predicted model, not a curated record. The coding region runs from base 167 to 1120 and encodes 317 amino acids. Gene Ontology annotation, cellular component: nucleus. Lineage: Eukaryota; Metazoa; Mollusca; Bivalvia; Pectinida; Pectinidae. Gene Ontology annotation, molecular function: DNA-binding transcription factor activity, RNA polymerase II-specific. The transcript is spliced from 3 exons.